AUGAAGCCUAUUCUUCCUCGACUGAUCUAUCCUGAGCAGAAGGCAUUUGUUGGUGGUCGGAACAUUUCUGAUAAUGUUUUCAUUGUUCAGAAGUUUAUGCAUGAUCUUCAUCGCACCACUGUCAGCCGUAGUUUCAUAGCGAUCCAGCUGGAUAUGGAGUGGACAUAUGAUCGUAUAAGUUGGUGGUUUCUGGAGCGGGCCCUAGAAGAAUUUGGAUUUCACCCCCACUGUAUCGGCCGGAUCAUGACGUGCAUCUAUAGUCUUAGCUUUGCAAUCCUGAUCAAUGGGACACCCUUAGAGUUUUUCUCUUCCACAGUUGGAUUGCAACAAAGUUGUCUCUUAUCCCCAUAUCUCUUCAUUCUAUGUACUAAUGCUCUCUUGCGAGCCCUUCGUGCUGUAUUACGAGGUCCAAAUUUGGAUUCUUAUUUGUCGGCCCCUACAGCCCAGUCGAUCUCGCAUUUACUUUUUGCAGAUGACUGCCUGCUAUUGGGCUGGGUCUCUGUUCAGAAUAUUAUCGACUUCAGGAUAGUUUUGGAGGAGUAUUGCUUAGCAUUGGGCCGGAGACAGCGGCAUAUGAUUAGGGACACCCUCAGUAUUGCAGAGUACAAUGGGCCACUGCGUUACUUAGAGGUCCCUAUGUUAGGGCAUAGACUCCAGAGAUCUAAUUGUGUAAAGGUGGAGCAGUCGAUUCGGGGGCGUCUUGAGGGAUGGCAAGCUAGAGCGCUUUUUAUGAUGGACAGAGACACUCUUGUGAGGUCAAUUCUCAGCUCUAUAUUUGUUUCUAUCCUAUUGAACACUGUCCUGCCAAAGAUUUUAGUGGGGAAGCUCGAGCAGUACUUUCAGAAAUUCAUAUGGGGAUUGAGCCCUGGAGAUGGGGGUGUGCACCUAAUAGCUUGGGAUGCUGUGUGCCAGUCGCUGAUGGAUGGUGAUUUGGAGAUUCAGUCCCUGAUUGCUAGACGAGAGGCUCUGAUUGCCAGGCAUGCUGCUCAUUUCCUUCUUGACCUCGGCUACUGGUGGAGCAGGAUAAUGAGUGUGAGGUACAGAUCUUGA
Elaeis guineensis (African oil palm) is the source of this 1050-nucleotide messenger RNA. Lineage: Eukaryota; Viridiplantae; Streptophyta; Magnoliopsida; Arecales; Arecaceae. The record is from RefSeq and is a predicted model, not a curated record.